CUCCUUCUCCCUCCCUCCACAUCGCAACAUCACCUCGUGAUCGUCCAUCGGCCCUAUCCUGACCUGUUGGACGUCUCUCCACAUGGUUUGUCUGAACUCGAGUGUCAAUUACACGCCCCUUUUGCAGAGAAACCUUGUUGCCUUGUCAUGGCUCGCGUCCCACGAAAGGUCCAAGGUAACAGACAACAUGCGGUAGCACCGUGGCACCUGUUCCCCCACCUUGGGGAAGGUUUCCCGUUGUGUGGGAGCUCCGCGUCGUACUGCAUUCUGGGGACGAGCUUAUAUGCUCCUCGUUUCCUCCCAUCUUUUUCCCCGGAUGGCUUUCUUUUCUUCUCCGUCGUCGCGCUCAAGCCCUUCACUGCCCAUCACUUCCUCAGACGCAGAGUCCGAGCAACUACAUCCCCUCCGCUCAACUCGGCUUGACCUUUUCUUCUCACAUUGCCAACUUCACUCGAUUCAGAUACCUCGGCCCGCCGUCAUCAUGGGUAUCAAGCCUGAUGGUGUCCCAGGCAAGGCCUGGCCGGCCAUUGCCAUUGGCUUCUUCGUCGCCUUUGGCGGUCUCCUCUUCGGAUAUGAUACCGGUACUAUCAACGGCAUCCUUGAGAUGUCCUACUGGCAACGCCUCUUCAGCACUGGCUUUGUGAACACCGCCGGCAACAAGGACGUCUCGCCCGACCAAGAAUCCGCCAUCGUCUCCAUCCUCUCCGCCGGCACUUUCUUCGGUGCCCUGGCCUCCCCUUUCCUCGCUGAUACCAUCGGACGUCGCAUGGCUCUCGUCGCCUCAUGCUGGGUUUUCAACCUCGGUGUUGUUCUCCAAACCGUCGCCACUGCCAUUCCCCUUUUCCUGGCCGGACGUUUUUUCGCCGGGUUCGGGGUUGGUUUGAUUUCUGCUUUGGUCCCCCUCUACCAGUCCGAGACCGCCCCCAAGUGGAUCCGUGGUGCCAUUGUCGGUGCCUACCAAUGGGCCAUCACCAUCGGUCUGCUCCUGGCUGCCAUCAUCAACAACGCUACCCACGCCCGCCAGGACACCGGAUCCUACCGCAUCCCCAUCGCUGUCCAGUUCGCCUGGUCCUUCAUCCUUUUCUUCGGCAUGCUCCUCUUGCCCGAGACUCCUCGCUUCCUCAUCAAGCAGGGCCACAUCGACCGCGCCACCAAGGCCUUGGCCAAGAUCCGCCGCCUUCCUGAGAACGACGCCUAUGUCGCCGAGGAGAUUGCCGAGAUCAAGGCCAACAAUGACUACGAGGCCACCGUCGGCACUGGUAGCUACCUCGACUGCUUCAAGCCCCCCGUGCUCAAGCGCCAGUUCACUGGCUGUGCUCUCCAGGCGCUCCAGCAGCUGACCGGUAUCAACUUCAUCUUCUACUACGGAACGCAGUACUUUCAAAACUCUGGCUUCUCCAACGGCUUCGUCAUCGGCAUGAUCACCUCGUCCAUCAACGUUGUCUCGACUCUUCCUGGUAUGUGGGCCGUCGACCGCUGGGGACGUCGCCCCUUGCUUCUCUGGGGUGCCGUCGGCAUGUGCGUCUCGCAGUUCCUGGUCGCCAUGUUGGGAACCUUGACCACGGGCCAGGACGACACCGGCAAGAUUAUCGUGUACAACCUGCCUGCUCAAAAGGCCGCCAUCGCCUUUGUCUGCAUCUACAUCUUCUUCUUCGCUUCCACCUGGGGCCCGCUCGCCUGGGUUGUCAAUGGUGAGAUUUUCGGCCUCAAGACCCGUGCCAAGUCUCUGUCUCUGUCGACUGCCACCAACUGGCUUCUCAACUGGGCCAUCGCUUACAGCACCCCCUACCUCGUCAACUACGGCGACGGCUACGCCAACCUGCAGUCAAAGAUCUUCUUCGUCUGGUUCGCGUGCUGCUUCGUCUGCAUCGCCUUUGUCUACUUCUUCAUCUACGAGACCAAGGGCCUUACUCUCGAGGAGGUCGAGGAGCUCUACGCCGAGGUCAGCGUCGCCAGCAAGUCUGUCGGCUGGAGACCCGCCACCAACUUCCGCGAGCGCCAGGCCGCCGAGGGUGACAAGGCUGUGCCCAACAGCGAUGGUGACAUUACUCACCACGAGAAGACCGUUGGUGUUUAAGGGAGAUUGAGGGUUGCUGUUGCAUAGCGAUGCCGCGAGGCGGGGAAGGUAAUGGAUGAUCCCGCCGAGAGCGUAAUGUCUGUCAUGACGGGUGGGCGAUGAAAGAUACCUGUUUCUAUUUUUUUAGUUCAAGAUACCACCAAAAAGCUAAUGUUAAAUCUGCUCUAUACAAUGUGCUCAGUGUUGUGUUCCUUAGUGCUAGACGUUCCUACAGUGCUGCUUUACCACUGUCAGACGGGCUAUUCAACGUCCGUGGCACACUGCUUCAGAG
Messenger RNA from Colletotrichum phormii, 2348 nucleotides. RefSeq lists its product as uncharacterized. Gene Ontology annotation, cellular component: membrane. Bases 284 to 2077 code for a protein of 597 amino acids. The record is from RefSeq and is a predicted model, not a curated record. Gene Ontology annotation, molecular function: carbohydrate:proton symporter activity. Gene Ontology annotation, biological process: transmembrane transport; carbohydrate transport. NCBI's taxonomy places the organism in Eukaryota, Fungi, Ascomycota, Sordariomycetes, Glomerellales, Glomerellaceae. The transcript is spliced from 4 exons.